Molecule: messenger RNA, 1661 nt
Organism: Cyclopterus lumpus (lumpfish)
Lineage: Eukaryota; Metazoa; Chordata; Actinopteri; Perciformes; Cyclopteridae
Gene: senp8
Product: SUMO peptidase family member, NEDD8 specific
Exons: 2
Coding region: 333-998 (221 amino acids)
Biological process (GO): proteolysis
Molecular function (GO): cysteine-type peptidase activity; deNEDDylase activity
Source: RefSeq, a predicted model, not a curated record
UAAGUUUAAAACAUAUCUUUGCGUGUAUUUUGAGUUUAUAUAAGAUUUCUAUGACAGGACAUAUGCUCUUUAUUUUACAUACAUGACUAACCUUUGGAUUAUAUAACUUUAAAAUGUAAGCACCGAUAACUUUUCAGUCACUGGAGGUAACAAAGCAGACGGGUAGCCUUUCAGUAACCGUACUGCGCAGGUACCCUGUCGCAAAAGAAUAAACGUUUUCCGGCAGUGAUUUACGUUAGUCAUUGCAAUGAGGUACAACACCUCGGUUUUCGUGGUACUUUUUACCUGAGUGUGUCUUUUACAGGUAUGGACACUCAAUCAAACGGGGCACGAUGGACCCCGUAGUGCUGAGCUACCAGGACAGCCUGUUGCGGAGCACCGAUGUGUCCUUACUGGAAGGACCUUACUGGCUCAACGACCAAGUCAUCGGUUUUGCCUUUGCGUACUUUGACGCCGAGCGCUUCCAAACCCUGGGGGAGGCCGUCACCUUCAUCAGCCCGGAGGUCACCCAGUUCAUCAAGUGUGCUUCCUGCCCCAACGAGUUGGCCCUGUUCCUGGAGCCGCUGGAUCUCGCCUCUCGCCGAUGGGUCUUCCUUGCCGUUAACGACAACUCCAACCAGAGCGCCGGGGGUUCCCACUGGAGCCUUUUGGUCUACCAUCACGACUCCAACCACUUUGCGCACUACGACUCUCAAAACGGCAGCAAUUCGCAGCACGCGCGGCGCAUCGCCGUCAACCUGGAGCCCUUCUUGGGCACGGGGAGAAAAGCGGCGUUCGCGGAGGAGCUCUGCCCGUCCCAGAAGAACAGCUACGACUGCGGCAUGUACGUGAUCUGUAUCGCGGAGGCCCUGUGCGAGAAGACCAGGGUGGAGGGCUCGCCACGCCUUCCCGUGCGGAUCAUCACCCCGGCCUACAUUACCCAGAAGAGGGCCGAGUGGUGCAGACUGAUCCAGAGUCUCGCUCAGAAUAACCUCUGUAGCGCUCUGUCCUUUCCUUAGCACGUUGACUGCCCCUCACAAUAAUCUGCUGCUGGAGCUACCGAUUGCACUCCUUGGAUACAGUAAAUGCCUACUGUUGACAUGUAUUUCUAUUACUAUCAUCCUUAAUAAUAGAGAAAAAGGAUUUAAAAAAAAAAGAAAAAGAUAAUACAUCUUAUUUGAUUCUUUGAGAAGGUGGUGUCAUGUUUCUGGCUUGUAUCUAUCUACACAGCAACGUACAAUAUGUGAACCUGAAUGCCAGCAUGCCAAGAAGAAAUGUACUCCUGUGUGCGUACUUUAGUGAGGGUGGAGAAAAGGAGGCACAGACUUUCUCCGUUGUAUUAGUUUGGGGCGAAUGUCGAAAAUGUUUACACAGACUAUUGCUCAGGGUCAUUUCAAAUGAACUAGAAUUGACGAUAAAAAUGUGAAACCUUAACUUUUGGCUCCCGCUUCGUGUCACAUGUUCAUUCUGUCUGUUUUGAACACAACGACGAGCUUUUAAAGCACAUUGCUGUACGAGGAUGAGCCGGGCACUGUGUGUUGUGGCGGUUAUUAUGGGACGAAAGGCGACGUUGAGAGGUGGAAUGUAUGAAAUGCUCUCACAAAAAGCAUCAAUCUCAUAGUCUGUCGAUCUAAUAAACUUUAUUGUUACAUUUUUGUUGACAAAAUAAAUGGUAAAUGUGC